Messenger RNA from Monodelphis domestica (gray short-tailed opossum), 1117 nucleotides. The record is from RefSeq and is a predicted model, not a curated record. Lineage: Eukaryota; Metazoa; Chordata; Mammalia; Didelphimorphia; Didelphidae.
GAAGCUGCCCGCCCCCCACUCCGAGAUGGGGGGUAGAUCCGGCCGCCUCCUCUUACUGCUGUCUCUGCCCAACUCUGCCGUCACCUGCUGAGGGGACCUAACCCGACGCAGCGGUCUCGUAAGGAGGAAAGGAGCCCGGCCCUCCAGGGGCAGCCGGGCCCUGCCGGCAGAGCCCACCCAUAGCCCGACCUGGAGGUGGAGGCGGCGGCGGCGGCGGCGGCGGCGGCGGCGGCGGCGGCGGCGGCGGCUGCUGCUGCAGCAAGAGAAACGAGAGAAAAUGAGCUGCACAAUUGAAAAAGCUCUUGCAGAUGCUAAAGCACUUGUUGAACGAUUAAGAGACCAUGACAAUGCAGCAGAAUCUCUGAUUGAACAAACUACGGCUCUCAACAAGCGAGUGGAAGCAAUGAAACAGUAUCAAGAAGAAAUUCAAGAACUUAAUGAGGUUGCAAGACACCGACCACGAUCUACAUUAGUUAUGGGAAUUCAGCAAGAAAACAGGCAAAUCAGAGAAUUGCAGCAAGAAAAUAAAGAAUUACGCACAUCGCUUGAGGAACACCAGUCUGCUUUAGAACUCAUAAUGAGCAAGUACCGAGAGCAAAUGUUUAGGUUGUUAAUGGCCAGCAAAAAGGAUGACCCAGGUAUUAUAAUGAAGUUAAAGGAGCAACAUUCCAAGGAAUUACAAGUACAUGUGGACCAGAUUACUGAAAUGGCAGCAGUAAUGAGGAAAGCUAUUGAAAUUGAUGAGCAGCAAGGUUGUAAGGAGCAGGAACGGAUUUUUCAACUUGAACAAGAAAACAAGGGCUUGAGAGAAAUCCUCCAAAUAACUCGAGAAUCAUUCCUGAGCCUCAAAAAAGAUGAUGCAUCAGAGAGUACAUCUUUGUCAGCAUUGGUAACCAACGGUGAUUUGAGCCUGAGAAAGAGCUGAAGAUCCUGGAAAAUCACUGAGCUUCUAUUGCACAGCUCCUAAUAAGGAACCAGGGUUUACUUUGAAAGUUGCUAAUGAAUUGAGCACCAGAAAAAUUACAAUCUUAAAUCAGCCCUUCAUUUCAUUCUUUUUGUGUUAUGUAUAAUACACUGGCAAAUGACAUUUUUAAAAGAUAUUAGCGGAAGAUCAAUA